This is a messenger RNA of Mangifera indica (mango), 3470 nucleotides long. Its product is annotated as probable disease resistance protein At4g27220. Bases 516 to 3470 code for a protein of 984 amino acids. NCBI's taxonomy places the organism in Eukaryota, Viridiplantae, Streptophyta, Magnoliopsida, Sapindales, Anacardiaceae. The record is from RefSeq and is a predicted model, not a curated record. The transcript is spliced from 6 exons. Gene Ontology annotation, molecular function: ADP binding.
AAGAUAGGUGCGAGUCAAAUUUUUGGGCUCUUUCAUGUAUGUCUUUGUCUUUAUCAGAUUAAUUAUCUACCUACUCUUUAUUUCCCACCACAAAUUAAUAAGGUCAAUGGUAAUUUUCAGUAUCAAAUCAAUUGAAUUUGGUUUAACUUUCGUUUCUCUUUAUCAUCUUCACAUUUCUUCUCUUUCAAUCAUUCAGAAAUACUUUCACUCACAAACCUCUCUGAAACCACAUCCUUUGAUUCCUUCGGUUUGCGCCUUACUUGCCCUGUCACAAACCUCUCCGAAACUAGUUCCCCUGAUUUCUUCAGUUCGCACCCUGGUUGCCCUGUUACUUUCUUUUUGCCCAAUUUCUGGUUUUUUCUUCCAAAAAAAAAAAAACCUUCUUGCAUUUGGUUAUUUCUCAAUUACCAGAAAAAAAUCCGUUUCUCUAAUUUAUUUUUAAUUUCGGCAGUUGUAUUUUAAUUAUUUUCAUUUUCUUUACUUCUGUUUUUCAAACCUGAAAAAAGUUUUAAAAAAUGGUUGAGGUUGCCGGGAGUGUUGGGGGUGUGCUGAGUCCUGUCCUUCAAGUUGCCCAGUGGUUGGCUGCUCCAAUUUGGCGUCCAUUUAAGUACUUGUACAACUACGCUACCAAUUUCAAAAAUCUGGAGACGGAAGUUGAUAAGUUGAAGAAUACAAGAGCAGAAGUUGAGCGUAUGAUUAUUGCUGCUAAAAGAAAUGUGGAAGUGAUAUACAAAAAUGUUGAGAAGUGGCAGGACAGUGCGCAGGAGAUGAUUGAUAAAGCAGAGCAGUUGAUUAAAGAGAAAGAACAGUUCAUUCGAGAGAAAGCAAACAACCCGCGUUGUUUCAAGGGAUUGUGCUCCAAUUUCAUCAUCCACUACAAACAAAGUAGGAAAGCUUUUAAAUUGAAACGUGAUGAUAUUGAUCCACUCCUCCAGCAAGAAUUGGGUCCAAUUUCCUAUCAAACUAAUCCACCAGAGAUCUGGCUUAGAUCUAGUGAAAAUUAUUUGGCUUUUGAAUCAAGAAACUCCAUGGUAAAUAAUGUAUGGCAUGCUUUAAAGGAUGAGAAUGUGUACAUGAUUGGUGUUUAUGGGAUGGGUGGUCUUGGGAAGACCACGCUUGUGCAAGAAGCCGGUAGGAAAGCCAACGAGGAAAAGAUCUUUGACGACAUUGUUUUCGUAGAGGUAUCAGAAUCUCCUGAUGUAAAGAAGAUUCAGACAACAAUUGCAGAGAAAUUGGGUGUGGAAUUCAAACAAGAAAGUGAAAUGGCAAAUAAGAUAUAUUCAAGAAUGAAGGACAAGAAUAUUCUUCUAAUUCUAGAUAACAUUUGGGAACCUCUAGAAUUUGAAAAGACGAUAGGAAUUCCUUGCGGAGUUGAUCGUGGAAGAAAUAAACUUUUGUUCACAACAAGAAACUUAGAUGUGUUGGAGAGGAUGGGUUCCACAAAUAAUUUCAGGAUGGGCAUUUUAAAUGAAGAAGAAGCUUGGACUCUAUUCACUAGAAUGACAGGAAAUAUUAUUCAAACACGUGAAUUGCAUUCUCUAGCAAAAGAUGUAUGUAAGGACUGCAAAGGAUUACCUAUUGUAAUUUGUACAAUAGCUAAAACAUUAAAAAACAAGAGUCAGCCAUCUUAUUGGAAGUGUGUAUUGCAAGAAUUGAGAGAACCUUCUCCAAGAAAGUAUACAAGAUACCUAGAAGAGGAUUACGCAAAGAUCGCCUUAAGUUACAAGUAUUUAAGGGAUGAUGAACUUAAGAAAACAUUUUUAAUUUCUAGUCUAAUGAAAAAUAAUACUUCCAUUUCUGACUUGUUCAAACAUGUUGUGUGUCUGGAUGUGUUUGAUAGAGCUAAUUUGACAAUGGAAGAAGCACGAGAUAGACUAGAUAUAUUGGUUUGUGACCUCAAAGAUGCUUGUUUAUUGCUUGACGGGUUCGAAAGCAGCCAAUUUGCUAUGCAUGAUGUUGUUCGUGUUGUUGCCAUAACAAUUGCAUAUGUGGAUCACCAUGUGUUUACAACAAGAAAUGAUGAACGAGAUUGGAAGGAUAGAGACAAACUCAAGAAAUGCACAAUGAUCUCUUUACUUAGUGAAAAUACUAUUAUUAGUCAACUUUGCCCUAACAAUUUGGAUUGUCCAAAUCUUGAAUAUUUAUAUAUAACUAGAACGUGGGACUCUUCUUUUGAAAUCCGGGAGGACAUUUUCACGAUGAUGCCAAAGCUUAGAGUAUUGAAUUUAGGUGGGCUAUGGCAAUCAUCAUUGCCAUCAUCAAUUGAUAGUCUGACAAACCUUCAAACAUUGUGUUUACAUAAUAGUCGAGUUGAAGAUUUUGCUAUUAUUGUAAAGCUAAAGACAAUAAAAGUUCUUAGCUUGCAAGGGUUAGAUAUUGAGGAGUUUUCUUUACAAUUGGGUCAACUGACUCAACUAAGGUUGUUAGAUUUAAGUUGGUGUCGGAGAUUGAAAGUAAUUGCUCCAAAUGUGAUAUCACAAUUAUCCAAAUUGGAAGAAUUUUAUAUAGAGGGAUGUCCUAUUAAAUGGAAGGAUGGCGUAUUCAAGGAAUUGAAGCUCUUGUCUAACCUCACCAGUUUAAAAUUGGAUAUUGAAGUUAACAAUGUGUUGCCUAAAGAUUUUGUUUCCAAAAAGCUUAGAAGGUACAAAAUAACAAUACGAGGUGAGUAUUAUGAAGAUCCAAUAAGUAAAUACUCAAGGAUUUUGGCAUUUGCUUGUAAUUCUACCAUCUCCCAAGAAGAAUUAGGUGGAAUCAAUGAUGUUGAAGUCUUACACAUAGUCAAAUCUUCAGAUGACGAGAAGGAUCUUGAUGAAAAGCAAAUGCUACCAUUAUUUAAUGAGAAGGUUAUUUUCACCAAUUUGAUGGCCUUGAAAUUGACCAAUAUUAGUUUUGGAAAGAUUUGGGAGAGUCAACUUUCAAUUUCUUGUUAUCAAAAUUUGACACAGUUGAUUUUGAAGAAAUGUGAUAAAAUAAAAUAUGUGUUUCCAUUUUUCAUAAUCAAAAACCUCCAACAACUCCAAUACCUUAAGAUAACGGAUUGUGAGGUUUUAGAGAAGAUUGUUCAAGAAGAUGAAGGAAAAGAAGUGGUUGAUUCUAUCUUUCCACGGUUAACGAAAUUGGAGCUUAGAUAUUUACCAAAACUUAAUGUUUUCUAUCUUGGAGUAGAUGCUUUGGAAUUGCCAAUGUUGAAAGAGUUAAAGAUAUUAUAUUGUUCAAACUUUACUUCAACAUAUCAAGGCUUCCAAGAAAAUAACAAGAAAGGUGAAGUUCAAGUUUCUGAAUCGAAAGCCAUUUGCUUGGAGCAUAAGGUCAAUUCUGAUUUGAAAGCAUUUCAUUUUGAGGAUGAUGUGGUAUCUAUUACCUGGGAGAGUCAAUCUAGAACUCUUGAAACCUCCGUCGGAAGUCUUUCAGUGAAACUCCUUCAAAAAUUUUACAAUUUGAAAGUGCUCAAAAUAGUUGUUAUAGACUGA